AUGACAUACUACUAUGGCGGUCAGACGGGACGACCACUAACACGUGAUGGUGUGGUUGAUUUUCUCGUUUAGUUUGUUCUAAGAAUCUUAAAUAUCGUCCCAUGUCCCUAAUGAACAGAGCAGAAUUUUUUGGAACCUUGAGUAAAUGGAAAUGGCCAGUAUUCGGCGCAACAGCCGCUUUCUUUGGCUCCAUGUACACGUUUGGUUUCAACAGGUCCCUAACGGUUCGUGCUGGCAGCGGAGAAGAAGAUGCGUCAAGCUCCGUUGGAUUACGAGACCUUUUGCAGAAAUGGAUCCAUAAUUUUGUACAGGGCCCUAAAGGUUCAGAGAAACCUCCAAUAAGUCCUAAAGAGGCCAGUGAAAUUUUGCGAAAGAAUGAAAAAAGCGUGAAUGUGAAUAUUGGAGUAGUAUCUCACUUUGAAACAAACAGUUUCGCUUCCAAUUCUCCGUGUGAAGAUCGGGCCAACGAAUGGCUGUUAUUGAAAACAAACGGUACAACCUUUGGUGUAUUCGAUGGGCACGGUGGCUGGCAGUGUGCAGAAAUGGUUAAAAAUCGUUUACCUCUCUAUCUUGCUGUAUCUUUCCUUACAAAAUCUGAUUUGACCAUCUUGGAGAGAAAUCUCUCGAAAGGUUUCUCAGGGGAUGAUUUUGUUAAAAUUUUACAGGACAGGUUACCAGCAAUGGAAAGCACAUCUCAGAGCAAUUUUGGUUAUACUUUAAGUCAAAAACAAGAAGUUUUUCAAACAGGACCAAAGUACUUUAUCAAAAGCUUGAUAGGGAAGCCUUUUGAAGGUCGAAUGCCUACUCAGGAAUCCCUUAGUUUGGCUUUUACACAAUUAGAUGACGAUAUUUCUACUGAAGCCAUACCAGUAAAAGUUCUUGACGACUCCUUUGUUGCUGGAGCUUCAGGGGCUUGUGCGUUAGUAUCUUAUAUUGAGGGACAAAACAUCUAUGUGGCAAACACAGGUAUGUGUGUAGACAGUAACACAUGAUCAGCUAUGUAGAGUAAAGCAGUCUUUUCAUUGCAUUUUACUGAUAUUUAUGUAAUGCUGGGAGGAUUACAGCAGUAACAUGGUAAUGGGGAUAUCUGUUGUAAGGUCAUUUUACUAAAUAAAGGGACUGGCCAUUGUUUAUGUAAAGUGGGGGAAGGGAAGAAAGAAAAGGAAGGGUGGUCAAGGCUAUUUCAGAUUGGCAAGAGGGGGGCAAAACUCUUAAUAAAGAAGUUUAGGGAGGAUCAGCAGUUUUAGGUACACUCCCUGGCUACAUAUCCUCUUUGAAAAGUCAACGCCAUGGGACACUCUGAAGGUAGUCUAUCAAAAUUCCUAGAGAUUAUUUGUUGGUCUAAAAAACGAUUAUAUGUGUUGAUUGUUUAUAUAUACUAUGCAAUUUUAUCUUGUUGGGAUGAGAAACUGUCACUGUAUUUUAAAAUAAGUGAUUGAUUCAUUUUUUUAAAUUUGUAUUCCAGGUGAUUGUAGAGCUGUUCUUGGAAGUACAAAAGGGGAUGGCUCUUGGCUGGCUACUCCCCUCUCUGUUGAUCAAACAGCUGAGAAUGAUGAUGAAGUAGAGAGACUUAGGUUAGAGCACCCUGGUGAAGCCUUUGUCAUAAAGAACAAGCGUCUCCUUGGACAACUACAGCCACUAAGAUCAUUUGGUGACAUUCAAUACAAGUGGGAUAAAGUAACCCAUUCCCAUGUUCUCACACAGGUGUAUGGGGGUCCUAUUGUUCCACCAAAUAUGUAUAUAACUCCACCUUACCUCACAGCAAGACCUGUUGUUACACAUCACCGUUUACAACCCCAUGAUAAAUUCCUUAUCCUUGCCACAGAUGGCUUGUGGGAUGUUCUUAGCGAUGAGCAAGCUGUUGGCUUGGUUGCCAGUUUUCUUCAGCAGGAUAGGAAAGAUAAAGAGAUUGCUGUAGCUCCCACUGACAUCAAAGAUGCAGGGGAUGAAGUUCUGGAACAAAAUGCAGCUACUCAUCUCAUUCGUCAUGCCUUGGGUGGUAAUGACCAUGGCUAUGUAGCUCAGAUGUUAUUGGUUCCAGAGCAAUAUAGACGUAUGUGGAGAGAUGAUAUUACUGUUACUGUAGUGUUUUUUGAUUCAGAUGUCCUCCUAUCUAAGCUGUAGGAGACAUGGUCAGUGGUUUAUUUUUUAACAGUUCAAAGACAAGUUUACAUCUAUAUUGUUUACAAUAAAAGAUUUAAGCAACAAAAGUGGGAACUACAGUUACUUAUUAGUUGGAGCUAUACUUUUAGUUCUAUGAUAAACAAUUGCAGUGCACCUAAUUCUUAAUUUUAUUACCCAAAAUGUUCAACCUGAUGAAAAAAAAACAUUGACUAGGAACAUUACAGUUACUGACAUAAGCUCAUGGGGAAAAUUUGUCAUUCCCCUUUUUACCAGAGUGAUGGAGCUAAUGUGAACAUGAUGGCAGGGCAGAUAGUUAGCAUACUUGCAUAUUUUUGACGGCCAGUGCUACUUCCUUAAUUUUUUAUUUUAUAUUGUAGUAUUUUAAUUUUAUCACCAAAUUCCAGCUUUACCACUUACUAGGAACUUGAUUACCCAACACAAUUAUGAGAAGGGGUUAAAAUCUUCAACUAAUAAAUCAGUUUCACUGAAAUUGAAUGUUGCACUAUUUUCAGUUGUUACAAAGCUAAGUUUGAUUCAUUUGCAAUUCUAUGUAACUUUUAAUGCAAGGUAAAUAAAAUGAUGGUACCUGGACAGACCAUGUGUAAUAGAAAUAAGUGAAGUACAUUUUAACUACCAGGUUUAGUGUUUAAAUUUUGAAACCUACAAUUCAGAAGUUCUGGGUGUCUUAAAAAUUUAUCCUUGAACUAUGCAGUUAAGAAACCGUAUGAAUUAAGGUAGUACUAGAGGCUAAUUUGGUGAAUUUUUGCAAAUUUUGGGAAUAAAAUAUCUUAUGACAG
Pocillopora meandrina is the source of this 2921-nucleotide messenger RNA. NCBI's taxonomy places the organism in Eukaryota, Metazoa, Cnidaria, Anthozoa, Scleractinia, Pocilloporidae. The record is from the annotation of a GenBank genome assembly.